Paecilomyces variotii is the source of this 2137-nucleotide messenger RNA. Its product is annotated as major facilitator superfamily domain-containing protein. Gene Ontology annotation, biological process: transmembrane transport. The coding region runs from base 99 to 2027 and encodes 642 amino acids. The record is from RefSeq and is a predicted model, not a curated record. Lineage: Eukaryota; Fungi; Ascomycota; Eurotiomycetes; Eurotiales; Thermoascaceae. Gene Ontology annotation, molecular function: transmembrane transporter activity. The transcript is spliced from 2 exons.
UGUCUGUAUAUCACACCCCCCGCGGUAUAUGCGCCCCAGGAGCGCUUCCGUUCCCGGUACCUGUACCUAGGUAGAGAGAAUUUACACCGCCGUUCAUCAUGCAAUCGUUUCUUCAAUAUCGCCAAUUUGGUAAGCAGCUCGAGGCUCAGAUCGAGAGAAAUCGAGAGCGCACCGCUGAGUUGAGACGCCAGCGGCGCCAAAGAGGCCCGACAUCAGAUACCUCCUCGGACGCUCCUACGCUUGGAGAAGAGGAGGAGGAGGAGGAAUAUCAAGACAAAGACGAACAACUGGAUGAGAAAGAUGAGCGGGGAGAAGGCGAUGCCGGACGCUCUCCAUCAAGAGCGUCGUCGCGCUCGUCCGGUAGGCUGGAAGGCCAGCAGCCUACUCCGUUGGAUAUGGAACCAGCAGGGGAUCUAGAACGGGCAGAUUACGAGGAUCAACUAUCGGGCUCCGGACCUGUCGUCUAUGAUCCAGAAUGGCCAGAGGACCUGCAGACAAUUCCAACUCAUGGGACAAUGGGCACGACACUAGGGUUAUCGUUGACGGGUAUCGAAGUGCGCGAUCGCACCACCAAGGAAGGAGGAGCUGCUGCUGGAAAGGUCUUUGUCGUCGCCUACGAGGGUGAGAAAGACCCCAUGGAUCCUCGAAACUGGAGUUUUGCACGGCGUCUGACAUCCACGCUGGUCAUCUCUCUCAUCGGUGGUGUCGUGGGUUGGGCUUCUUCCAUUGACUCCGCGGCUUUACCGCAGGGAAUGGAGGCAUUCGGCGUCAGCGAUGUCGCAGAGUCAUUGGCGACAGGACUCUUCUUGAUUGGAUUCGGAACAGGUGCUUUGGUCAGUGGACCAUUUUCAGAAACCCUCGGACGAAACCCUGUCUAUAUCGGGACUCUCGCGAUAUACAUGCUGUUCAUCAUGGGUGCCGGCCUCGCUCAAGACUUGGGCACGCAGCUGGUCUGCCGUUUCUUCGCGGGCAUGUUCGGUUCAACGCCUCUGGUUUGCGCCGGGGGCUCACUGUCGGAUAUGUGGACACCCAUCGAGCGCGUAUACGCCUUUCCCAUUUUCGCCUGCUGUGCAUUUGUCGGACCCGUCUGCGGACCGGUUCCUGGAUCCUUCAUCGGCGAGAGUUCUCUCAUCAGCUGGCGCUGGGUGGAAUGGAUCACCCUGAUCUUCUCAGGCCUGGUGCUAGCCAUUGUGGUCUUGACCCAACCCGAGACAUACGGCCCCGUGCUCCUCAAAUGGAAAGCCCAACAUCUUCGAAGAAUCACCGGCGACAAGAGAUAUCGAGCAGCCAUCGAGGUUCGCCAGACGACAUUCAUGCGUCGACUCCUCCAUGCUCUCUACCGUCCUUUCCUCCUCACCAUGCGCGAACCCAUCAUCAUUCUCGUCGCCCUCUACCUCACCGUCAUCUACAUCAUCCUCUUCACCUUCUUGACCGGCUACACCUUCAUCUUCACAGACACCUACGGCUUCUCCCAGGGCCUCACGGGCGUAUGCUUCGUCGGUAUUUCCAUCGGCAUUUUCCUCGGCGGUCUACUCGUCCCAUUCGCCAUGAAGAAACUCAAACAAGACCUCGCUCGCGCCCAGGAACAAGGCCACUCACGCGUCCGACCCGAAGUCCGCCUCUACUUCUCCAUGUGGGGAGCGCCCGCCAUCCCCGUCUCCCUAUUCUGGAUGGGCUGGACCACCCGCCCAGACAUCUCCCCCUGGUCACCACUGGGCGCAUCCGUCCUAUUCGGCUACGGAAUCAUCUGCGUCUUCAUCUCCUGCUACCAAUACGUCAUUGAUAGCUACGAGACGUACGCCGCAAGUGCCCUGGCUGCCGUCACGGUGAUUCGAUACGUAGCUGCGGGAGGGAUGAUCGAGGUGUCGUUGCCGUUUUAUAAAAACUUGGGUGUUGCUUAUACCUUGACUAUUCUGGGAGCGAUUAGUGCGGCCCUGGUUCCUGUGCCGUAUGUUUUCUUUAAGUAUGGAGAACAUAUUAGGAGGAGGAGCAAGUAUGCUGUUGGUGGAAGGAGGUCGAUUGCUUAAUUUUGGAAGUAUAAUAUGAUGAAUACAAUCGGUGAGAAAAGCAUGGCGUUAUUUUUUUUGCAUAUACCAUGAAGGAAUGCUUUCGCAUUUUCACUUUUUUUUUUUCAUGG